CACCAUCACCACCAGUUCACCGGAAGACCGACGAUGCGGGCGAGCUGCAACGGCUGCCGGGUGUUGCGCAAGGGGUGCACCGACGACUGCACCAUCCGCCCCUGCCUGGCCUGGAUCCGGGGCGCCGACGCGCAGGCCAACGCCACCGUCUUCCUCGCCAAGUUCUACGGCCGCGCCGGGCUGCUCAACCUCCUCGCCGCCGGCACCGACGCCGCCCUCCGCCCGGCGCUCUUCAGGUCGCUGCUCUACGAGGCGUGCGGCCGGGUGGCCAACCCCGUCUACGGCGCCACCGGGCUGUUCUGCAUGGGCCGGUGGGAGGCGUGCCAGGACGCCGUCCAGGCCGUGUUCGAGGGCCGCCGCAUCGCCGUCCAGUCCGAGGCCGUCAGGCAUCCCGGCCUCGUGGCGGCGUUCGACGUCCGCCAUGUCCCUAAACCCAUGGUCGUCCCUGCGCCCCCCGGCCCGCUCGGCGUCUCCCGCGCUGGGCGCACCAUGUUCAAGCGCGCGUCAUCCUCUUCGACGGCCAAACCAACGAUCUCCUCCGGCGCCAAGCACGGCGACCUCGACCGCGCGCCGAGCCACGAGGAGCCGGCCGGAAGCCACGACCACGUUGUUGAAGACGGCGGCAUGGCAGUGGCAGUGGCAGUGGCAGCCAAGCAAGUGAGGGGAGAGUCGUCGGCGGACACCGGGGCCGAAGCGCACUCGCACGUCAGCCAAGCAGAGCAGAACCUCCCAAUGCCGCAGCUGGCCCAGGGGGACGACGACGAAGUUGGGCUGGAGCUGACGCUCGGUUUCGGGCCGGCCACCCGCCUGCUGAGGUCGCCGCCGGCGCGCCCCGAUGCGGCCAGACGCUCGAGCGCCGAGUGCGGCCACAUCGGCCUGCUGCUUGAGCUCCCGGUGUGAGAGAAGAGAAGUGCCGAACUUCGUACUGCUAGCUGAGACCUGAGUGAGAGAGAGAGAGAGACAAAAAUGGCAGUUUUUUUGGGGAUCAUCGUUCGUGUCAUACUGACACCUUUCGGGCAGAGAUUGUACAAGAGAAAAACAUUGUAGUACCUGAGGCCUGAAAAAAUAAAAUAAAAUAAAAUGCUAGGACUUCUGCAUUUC
Hordeum vulgare subsp. vulgare (domesticated barley) is the source of this 1101-nucleotide messenger RNA. RefSeq names its product LOB domain-containing protein 42-like. The transcript has a single exon. Gene Ontology annotation, biological process: regulation of gene expression. Bases 34 to 900 code for a protein of 288 amino acids. The record is from RefSeq and is a predicted model, not a curated record. NCBI's taxonomy places the organism in Eukaryota, Viridiplantae, Streptophyta, Magnoliopsida, Poales, Poaceae.